AUGUCUGCCCUCUACCCAAACCCCACAUCUGCUGCCGGCAGCGAUGCGCGGACUAACGUCGUUUACGCCGCGGAUCGACUCAAAGAGAAAUUCCCUGAAAGCAUCAGCUGGGAUGACCUCGUUGCAUUCGUGCUGCCAGCGCAUAAACGCAGCGAAGAGCAGACCGAGCUAUUUAGGCGCUUUCUCCAGGUGAAUCCUCGAGUCAGCUACGAUGCAACGACGGACAGCUACACGUUCAAACCGCUACACAACAUUGCCUCGGCCGACGGCCUGCUGAAGUUCCUGCAAAACCAGGAGUCGGCACUGGGAAUCAACGUGCGGGAGUUGAAGGAUGGAUGGAAUGAUGUAGAAGAGACCAUCGACCGACUCGAAGCUGAGCACAGGCUCCUUGUGAUCCGGAACAAAAAAGACCAUCACCCACGCAUGGUGUGGAUAGAUGACCCGACACUCGAUGCGCCUCUGGACCAAGAGUUCAAGGACAUUUGGUCACAAGUCGCCUUACCUUCGGUCGAGGACACGAUCAAAGAGUUGCGAAGGAUGAACCACAAAUCUACAGGCGAGCCCGCGCGACCAGACGUCGUGGCGAAGCCGAAGAAGGAGAAGAAGAAGGUUCGCCGCGGGCAGAAGAUUACAAACGUGCAUAUGCAGGGCUUGUUCAGAGAUUACUCGGAGAGAAGGCCCCAGGGUGGGAAAUAG
Rhinocladiella mackenziei CBS 650.93 is the source of this 696-nucleotide messenger RNA. RefSeq lists its product as uncharacterized. Gene Ontology annotation, cellular component: transcription factor TFIIE complex. The coding region runs from base 1 to 696 and encodes 231 amino acids. The transcript has a single exon. NCBI's taxonomy places the organism in Eukaryota, Fungi, Ascomycota, Eurotiomycetes, Chaetothyriales, Herpotrichiellaceae. Gene Ontology annotation, biological process: transcription initiation at RNA polymerase II promoter. The record is from RefSeq and is a predicted model, not a curated record.